AUGGGCCAGGAUCGGAGCGGUAUAUCUGGGGAGACUGUCACCUCCAUCUCGGGUCGACUGGCGGACCUGCCUGAUCUCCGCCUCCCCGGCCAGCUGACGCGCAAUGGCGAAGUCGGGGUCGCAAAGCGCCGGGAGUAUGUUGCGGCCCUGCUGCAAAGGGACCCUGGCGUGUUCCUCGAGAGGCAUGGGGAACACCUGUCGGCAAACGAGCUGAUGCACUUUGAGUCCCUUCGGAGCGAUCACGAGGUAGAUUUCUAUCUUAAAGCCCUGGGAGAUGCGAGAGGUGACUCCAAGAGCUCAGCCCUCAUCCGCAACCGGCGACUGGCGCACAUGCAGCGGCUCAUGGCGGAGGGACAGGAGGGCGCGCUGCUGGACCUGAUGCAGCAAAGCUUCCUGGCGGGGCACGACCCGGGCAUAGACUACCCCGCCAUCGACGGCGAUGCCGAGCUGGACGAGCACUGGGCGCGCCUGCAGGCCCAGGAUGCAGAGGACCGCUACUUCUCGGACUGA
Molecule: messenger RNA, 510 nt
Organism: Auxenochlorella protothecoides
Lineage: Eukaryota; Viridiplantae; Chlorophyta; Trebouxiophyceae; Chlorellales; Chlorellaceae
Exons: 2
Coding region: 1-510 (169 amino acids)
Source: RefSeq, a predicted model, not a curated record